CGCGCGUAGUCGGGACUGGAGCCUGUGAUAAAUCUCCCUGUUCCUGUCAAGAACACAGCUGAGCGAUGACUCGGUUGUCAGCGGCUGUGAAAUAGAUCCAGUUGUUGCUAUAUGCCCCAUUAAUCUGGAGGAGAAUUAAACAAAUUAGAUAUUGAUCUCGAGCGGAUCGUAUAUCAAACAGACGGGGAAGUAUUGAUUUAUACCAUCUUGGACUAGUCCUUGAACGGAAUAUUCCCAUAUCUAGAUUCUACAGGAAGGCUGUUUUGAUGUCUGCGCAGCGGGAGUCUCUAUGGAUGUGUGGACACAUCACUCUGGGCUACGGGCUCUUUCUCCUGGUCGCCCUUCCAGACCUCACCACAGGCAGGCAAGGGAACUGCAGCCACCCACUGGUGCCAGAACACGGGGGCUUCCACUGCGAGCCCUCCCCCUGCCGAGGCUUCCCCCAGAAGAGCUUGAUCUACUACUUCUGUGAGCCCGGCUACACCAUCCCCAAAGAGGUGCACAGCUCGCGCUGCCGCCACGGCAAAUGGAUCCCCAGCGUGCCCACCUGUCUGUCCACAGCAGACAGACAUGUUAACUAUGAGGACCAGGUGGCCCACUCACUCCCUAGCGUUGCCACGACGGCGGUGGGCGUGUCCAUAUUCCUUCUCACCACCACGGCCUGCUUGGUGAUCAAGUCCCGCCUUUUUCCCUGUCACUCACACAGCAGGCGCUCCUCUGACCAGAUGGAUCUGAUGGUGGAUGGCCUGCCUGUGUCUCUGCCCACCUAUGAGGAGGCUGUCUAUGGGAGCUGGGGGCAACACCUGCCCCCCUGCAGAGGGCCCACCCAGCUCCUAUUGGCCCAGGAGGCACCAGGUCCAUCAUUAGCUCACAACCAAUCAGAUUCCAGUCACCUUAUCCCUCAAUCCAAUCAAAGCCCAGAGAUCCUUCCGCCCCCUUACGAGGAGAUCCAAUCCCGUCCCAGAGAGAGUCAGAGUGAGGUGGACGUGCGGGCCAUACAAGUUGCACUUCCCGAUGACAAGGACAUUUGAGUGACUGCCGUAUUUAUGUUACCCACCAAUGAUGUACUGACUUGUAAAAUCAUGUGCUCAGGCACUUGCAGUGGGGCAAAAAAGUAUUUAGUCAGCCACCAAUUGUGCAAGUUCUCCCACUUAAAAAGAUGCGAGAGGCCUGUAAUUAUCAUCAUAGGUACACUUCAACUUUGACAGACAAAAUAAGAA
Messenger RNA from Oncorhynchus gorbuscha (pink salmon), 1220 nucleotides. Its product is annotated as sushi domain-containing protein 6-like. Bases 267 to 1031 code for a protein of 254 amino acids. The transcript is spliced from 5 exons. The record is from RefSeq and is a predicted model, not a curated record. NCBI's taxonomy places the organism in Eukaryota, Metazoa, Chordata, Actinopteri, Salmoniformes, Salmonidae.